ACAAUUUAUUAGAAUUGCAAUAAAUAACUUAAAAUUAUAAAGCUAAGCCUAGUUUCAGCUUAAGCUUAACCAAGUUGUCAAGUUAGUUUUAUUAUUCGGUAACAGAGAAAUUUAUUAUUCGGUGAUAAAUUUUUAUUAAAUUCAUCUAAAACAUUGAAGAUGAAAUCAUUAGCUAUUAUUCUCUUGUUAUGUUGUUCAUUAAUUUUUAUUACUGAAGCAAUAAUGCCCGGUGGUCUUAGCCGUAUACGAGUGGAUGAUAGGGAAAUGAUUUUGUCAUUAUUAUCUUUGGAACGAAAAAUGGAUCAUCUAUUAAAUUCGCCAAAAAUUCAUCGUAUCGUACGAAUACGCCGAGCAUAUUCACAAGUUGUAUCCGGUACCAAAUAUUAUGUGGAUUUCGAUUUUCAUGAAACUAAUUGUUAUAAGGCUAAUGUAUGGCAUCUAUCAUCAUGUAGAAUUAUCGGCUAUAAUCAUGUUUGUCAUGCAGAGACUUGGGUUCAACCUUGGAAAGGUACAAAUAGAUUGGUAAAUUUUGAAUGUAGAAAUUAAUUCAAAAAUGAGUGUCAAUUCGAUGAUUCA
Molecule: messenger RNA, 576 nt
Organism: Dermatophagoides pteronyssinus (European house dust mite)
Lineage: Eukaryota; Metazoa; Arthropoda; Arachnida; Sarcoptiformes; Pyroglyphidae
Product: L-cystatin-like
Source: RefSeq, a predicted model, not a curated record